CGCGCGCCGUUGCCAUGCCCCGGACGGGUCUUGCAAAGGAUAAUAGACGGGCUGGAUUGUGGCGCGGAUGAGUUUGGACCUUGUGAAGGGCAGGUUGGAUUGCUGUGGCCGGAAGAGCCCCUAUGUGUCAGAUACGAGUUCGCUUCUAGGGCGAUCGAGGGUCGGCGACUACACGGAAAGGAUCCUUUUGGUGAGUACGCUGAGUGUCCUGCGCAGCAUGAACCUGUUGCGAGCUGAAGCAAAGCAACGACUCGUGUACGCGCUCAAGAGGACAAAGGCGCGUAUUGGAUCACGUGAUCGCGUCGGACAAGGCACCAUACACGUCCAAUGGCCGGGGCUGUCGUCCACGACGGUGCAGCACGGAUACCUCGAGGCUAGAUGGGUCAUGGUCCAGCAAGACCGUACGCGUCAAGAACGCGGAAACACAACGAGUCCCCGUACCUCCAGCAUACACGCACCCGCGAGCAACGCGCCACACGGCAGUGCCACACGACCUCUCUCAAGCCGCCCUCGCCGCCUUCCGUUCUCGCUCCCACUCAGGGCUCUAUCACUGCCGGCGACAUCGGCACAGAGGCGUUCGCCAUGUCGUGCAUUCGGAACGGCCAUCGAGCCGGACGACAGGACCUCGGUGUGUCCCCGCACCGAAGAUUCGCCGCUGAGCCUCAAGUGAUGUCCCCCCACGGAGUGGACCCGGAGCACCGAGGGGUAUAUAUGCACGGCCGUAGCGUCUGAAAGAGCGCACUCGGUUUUCCUAGGAUGGUUGAAGCUACGACUUGGCUCGUUACUGGGUGAGUCCUCGGUCCAGUCUGCAGGUCGUCUGGCACGCCUCUCACCAUUAUGGCCAACCGU
Molecule: messenger RNA, 849 nt
Organism: Rhodofomes roseus
Lineage: Eukaryota; Fungi; Basidiomycota; Agaricomycetes; Polyporales; Fomitopsidaceae
Exons: 1
Coding region: 68-670 (200 amino acids)
Source: RefSeq, a predicted model, not a curated record